GCGCAAAUUUCCUGGGAAAUUCGCGAAACUGUAGAAAAAUUUGCGAAAUGACGAUGUUGACACUGGCGACAAUUCGCCGGCAUCAAAAUGGGGCCAGUGCUCAUUAAAGUCAAUGGGCGUCUGUUUAUUGCAUCUAAACCAACGGACAAAUUCGCACGUGGCGAAUAAAUUCGCCCAUCACUACCAGCGAGUACCACGGAGCGAUCAUCUUCCGGCUUCUUCUUUUUUCUUGCGACUGUGCAUGAAUGAAAAAUGAAUGAAAAAGCCAACUAUUUCAUUCUACUGCGCAUACGUCUGCCCCAGGAAAGAAAAAGCAGGAAGUCGAUGGCUCCACAGUGCUUGCUGGAAUAAUCCCGGGCCGGUACAGUUUUCUCCUGAUAGGUGCACUGGCCCGGGGUGUCAGGUAAGUCAAUGCGAUCACUUGGGGGUUUCCCCAAGUAUAGAUGACUUUCCUUCUCAUUUAAAUGAACUUAAAUUGGCCCAGUAAUGCAUGGUUACUUACAGCUUUUCAAGGCAAAUGGUAUUUAUAUCACAUGUAUUUAUUAUAGAAUUCAGAAAUUGACUGUGAAAGUAAUAAAUACCUCCGCCUUUAUGAAUACUUUGUUCUUGAGGCAGAGAUACCUGAUGGGGUUUCACAAUCCAGUUGGCUGCACAUCUCAUUCUAACUGAAGCAGGACACAGACAUCUGCAAUAUUGCCACAGAAUUUCACCAACAUACAAUAAGGAGUAGCCAUCUCUCUAACACAAUGGCUGGAUGUUGUCAAUGGAUGAAGAAACAGUGGGAGUCCCGAGCUCCGAUUCUUUUUGUGAUUGCAGUGGCUAUGUUUGUGGAUUGCAUUCAAUUCACUAUUAUUGCUCCAAUUGCCCCAGCUUUACUUUAUGAGAUCGAGUAUAGGAAUGGAAACACAACAUUUAAGAACUCCUCUGGCCAUUACCCUGUCUCCAGCUAUGAUGCCCUUUCCAAUGUUUCACACGUUGACAACUCCAAAAAUGCUCCAUAUCAUGACCAGAUCUUUAACGAGAGUCACAGAAAUCACUCAGAGUGCUACAAGGGGAAGGACUUUUUAAAUGAUGAGAAUGUGCGAGUGGGUCUUCUCCUGGCAAUUAAUGCCUUUGUUCAGCUUCUGACAAACCCCAUUGUGGGUAAACUUAUUAACAGAACUGGAUAUGAUGCCCCAAUGUUUUGUGGCUUUAUCAUUGUGUUCAUCUCCUCUCUUAUGUUUGCUUUUGCCAACUCAUACGUCCUUCUUUGUGUGGCCAGGGGGUUGCAGGGAGUUGGAUCAGCCUUCACCAUGGUGCCAGCUAUGGGCAUGCUGGCACAUUUGUUUCCAGAUGAUGCUGAAAGAGGAAAAGCCAUGGGAUUAGCCAUGAGUGGUAUUGCAGUUGGGGUGCUUGCUGGGCCUCCCUUCGGUUCUGCCAUGUAUGAGUUUGUUGGAAAGUCUUCUCCAUUUCUGGUUGUAGCAGCAUUAGCUUUUAUUGAUGGAGCACUCCAGUUAUGUAUACUGAAGCCUACAAAGCUUUCCCCAAUGAGUGUACCUGAAACACCCUACAGAGUUCUUCUCACAGAUCCUUACAUUGUAGUAGCUGCAGUGGGUCUCUGUAUUUGUAAUCUUUCCUUUGGCAUGCUGGAACCAACCAUACCCAUUAGAAUGAUGGAAACCAUGUGCGCCCCCCCCCAUAUCAACUUGGACUGGCUUUUCUUCCCUGUAUGCUUUCAUAUUUCAUUUGUCUUAAUCUUUUUGCGGGGCUUUCGCAAAAAAUUGGGAGGUCCAUCGUGUGGAGGAGCCAUUGCUAAGGCCAUUGGAUUCACCUGGUUAAUGGUGAUAUUAGGUAUAAUAAACAUUGUUUAUGCCCCUCUCUUCAUUCUAUUGCGCAGCCCACCAGGCAAGGAGGAGAAAAAGCCUAUACUAAGCCAUGAGGAGAAGCAAGAGGAGAGCGAAGAAUCAAGACCAUUUCCCACAUAUCCGACUCAUAGAUCUGAGUCACAAGCAGAUUCACUUUGCCUCCAAAAGUAACAAGGACACAGUCUUCUGGCCACCUCAUUCUUCAACUUUUCAUUCAGAUUUAAGUAAAAUUAAAAGAUUGCAGGUUGCUACUUAUUUAAGCACUGACACCCAUUAGGCAAUAGAGAAGUAUUUACUAAAUAUUUAACCUGUCACAUUCAGUACCUCCACUGUUUCCACUGUGCCUGAUAUACGUCAUCUUUCUGGUGAGAAAUAGUAUUGGAAAUACUUUCCCCUGUUUGGUGGGAAACAGGACAGGGGAUAUGAAAUAUCUUACAAAGAUACAAGAUUAAUGAGCUAACUUAAAAAAUAAAGGCUUGGUAAUACAUUCAGAAGUAAUUCAGCAGGAUAUUACUGGGAUAUAUGAGUAUGAAUUUCAGAGACUACCUCCCUCUAUGUUGUGCCUCUAAAAAAUAUAUAGAAUACCCAUUGUUCUGAGUCAAUGUCUAGUGCAAUACAAGGACAUAUGUAAACCCUCAUGUCUUACACCCUAUUCCUCUGUUAGUAUAUAUUUAGAAUAGUUAUUGAAUCAAACCCUAUUCCUGUGUUAGUCCCCUCUUCCUAUCUACAGUAGAUCUUCUUCUCCCCAGGACCAGGCCAGUCACCAUUAUCUACAUUUCAAUAUCAUAAAUUUCGACUAUUGGUGCCUUCAUAGCAGACCAGGAAAGUGUUUACAUGUGAAAUACUCACAAGAUGUUAAUUAUAUAAAAUGAAAUAAAAUAUUGUUAUUUUUUUUAAA
Xenopus laevis (African clawed frog) is the source of this 2742-nucleotide messenger RNA. Its product is annotated as synaptic vesicular amine transporter. Lineage: Eukaryota; Metazoa; Chordata; Amphibia; Anura; Pipidae. The transcript has 13 exons. The record is from RefSeq and is a predicted model, not a curated record. Bases 747 to 2015 code for a protein of 422 amino acids.